This is a messenger RNA of Linum trigynum, 3887 nucleotides long. Lineage: Eukaryota; Viridiplantae; Streptophyta; Magnoliopsida; Malpighiales; Linaceae. The record is from the annotation of a GenBank genome assembly.
AGCAAUUGUGUGUGCUGGAGUUUUAAGUGUCUGUGUGCUGUUUCACUAUCACAUCUGCUCUGUGGGUUACUAGGGUUUGCCAUUUGAUCCAAACUAACCGGCAAUGCAGUACUACUACCAUGAACAUUCGUUUUGCAAAUGCUACAAAUUCGAGAUACAGUGCAACUUUGAUAGGCGUAGAUAUAGAAAUCGUCAAAUGAUAAAAAACAAAUAGAAAAACAAAAUAGUAGUUGAUUCUGGGCCGCUAUAUUUGUAUUGACUCCAAAUUUAUUAAACUGAUUAUCUCUAAAUUUUUAAUGUUAAACAGUUUGAUAACCAUUACAGUGACUUGGAGGAAAAUUUCAAGUUAUUAUACUUGGAGUUUACCAUUCCGUCAAGACCUCCAAUCCAUCGUUUUAAUUAGGGUAUAUACAAUGGCAGAUGGUUUAGGUUGGUCCAUUAUUAUUGACAGGUACAAGAUAUGACCAAUCGAUUUUGCUUGCGAUUAGGUCAAGUUUAUUGUGAUGACAAACAUUACAUAAUUUGUUGGGACCUUCUAUCAUAGGCUUUGAAGUAACUAUAAUUUGAACUUUUUGAUAUAAAAUUUUACAAAUGGCAUUACGUAAAUCUAAUGUUUAUUAUGUAACAAUCACGUAGUGCUUGUUAGUCUUACGUAACAGUUAAACUAGAAGCGUUACGGAAGGUUUCCAUAACGACUUAUCAUUUUACGUAACACUAUGUUAAUAUUCAUUAUGUAAAAGCAUCGUUUAUUACAUUUGGCUUCCGUAAUGACAUUUUACAACGGUUACAUAAAAUACAUGCUCAUUACAUAAAUGUUACGUAACGAAGGUUAUUUCUUACGUAACAGUUAAAUUUGAAGUGUUACGUAAGACUUCCGUAAUGACUUACAUAAAAGGACCAUCCAUACUUCCGUAAUGACUUACACAAAAGGACUAUCCAUUACGUACGGCUUCCGUAAUGACACUUUACAACUGUUACGUAAAGUAUGCAUCUGGUACGUAAAGGUUACGAAACGAUAGUUAUUUCUUACGUAACAGUUAAAUUAGAGGCGUUACGUAAGUCUUCCGUAAUGAUUAAAAAGAUUAGGUAACGAAAGUUAAUAUUCAUUACGUAAAAUGAGUGUCUAUUACGUAAGGUUUCCGUAACGAAAAUUUUCAACUAUUACAUAAGAUAAACACACAUUACAUCAUCUUUACGUAAUGUCUAUUGUAUUUUAUGUAAUGCGACUUGUGGAACCUGUUAUAGCAGGUCAAAAAACAUCAUGUUACAAUAACUUCAAGGUAUUGUAGGAAUUUCCUACUUGAAAACUUAUGGGACCCAAAUUAACCAACCACGUUAUAUUUGAUUCGAUAUAAUCCGACCUAAGCGUCGAUUCGGUCCGAACCAAACCGUUGCGGCAAAGAAACUAUCCGGCCUACUUCCAAAUAACAUGCAUGCAAUUUUGCAUUAUAAACUACACGGUUGAAUAUGACCUUUUGACCUAUUAUUGGAGGAACUAAUCCACUUUCUUCACCGCUUCCAGCUGCUGAACUCAUUUUCUUAUCUUGAAAUAUUUUCCGAUUAAUUAACUGGCGUUGUUUCCAGCCAUUGUCAUUGACGAAUUCCAUACAAGAAAAUAGACAAAACAACUAAAAAAACCGGUUCAAUAUAUAUAUAUAACCUUUUGCCUUGCCUGUUUGUCAGUGUGCGUAUUUUGUAUUGUAUUAUUCAACAUUAGGUAGCGAUUGGGAUAUGGUUUAUGAGUGUGGAGGGUUGUUACCAGACAAGCACCUGAAGGCCGAAAGGCAAGCGUCGUCUUGCGUUGCGAGCCGCUGUCGCUCGCGUAUUAGCUUAGCUAGCUAUUGCUUUGCUGACGAGAAACAUUCCUGCCGCGCGCAAUCCGUACGCGUUUCGUCGGCCUAUUAUAUUAUAUUCCUUCUGCCACCGCAACGCAAGCCCACGCUGACGGCAACUGAUGAUGAAUAAAGAAGCUACUAGCUCGGAACUCGGUCUAUUGGUGAAUGGUAAUGUCAGAACAGAACAUCUUGAUGAUCGAAAAAUCAUAAUCACCACCGGAGCUAUGUCACAACUGAUCACAAAAUUCACUUAAGUGAACUCCAAAGACACCAAGUUCAAAUUUCCUCAGAUCGACCCCGCACAAAUCCAAAUUAGGACAAAAGACCACGAACCACCGCAAAUCAAAUUUGGAGGAAGAAAAACUAAAGGCUUCUCCGCCAACCAAAUUGAAGACUGCCCCCUGAUACCGCAGCAGUCACCAAAAUCCCUAGCCGAUUGCCCAACCGAUCGACCAGGCUCUGAUACCACUUGUACCAGACGCAACCAAAGUUGUCAGAUGUACCAGGUGUGAUCGAAAUCACCAAACUCAAACGCGAUGCAAAUCGCCAAACUCAUAUGCAAUCAAGAUUGCCAGACAUACCAAACUCCUCCAAAUCAGCUGUACCAGAAUCUCCCCUGCCUUCAAAUGCCCCUAAGGGCGGUUAACAAAUCAAAACAUGCAGCAAGUCCAACCCUUGUUGGGACUUGCCAUGCAGAACCAGCUUGGUGUUAUUUCCGUGCAUAACACCAACAUCAAAUUUACUGCUAACUCCAAGCCUACAACUCCAAAUUGACUUGCACGUUAAAUUUGCGUUCGUUCGUGUUGGUUUGGAUUAUCGAUUGCCACGCUUCUGUUCUGACAGGUAAGCAGUUCAACGGCGAGUCAUGACGUAGAAACUCGUCGCCGGAACACUUACUGAUACCGGCGGAACGUCUUUGCGUUUUGUGGGAGGUGCUAGGCCGUUAGCCUUUCUUUUUGUGAACGGUUAAGAGAACAAUCAGGGAUAUGGACAAUGGGUGGGUUGGGUGAGUAUUUGUGCAAAAUUCACUCACCCAUUGUUAUGGUGGGUGACAAAAAAAUGGCACACACCCACUAGGGAUGGCUAUAAGGUCCGGUCUGGUUAUCAUGGCCCAAAUUGAUUCGGUACCGGUCCGGUCUUUUCAGGAAUAUAAGGAUCAAGAUUGGAUUGGACACAGUCCGGUUUUGACCCGAUCCGGUCCCAAUUCGGUCUUGAUUUUAGAUUGACCUUGUGGGGAUUUGAGUGGCUUGGCCUCAAAGGGUGAGGAGUUGGUUAAGUUUUUGGUGUUGGGCUCUGUUAUUCGAUCUUUAUCCGGUUUUUGAUCCGGUCCCGAACGAUUUUUUACUUCAAAUCUAAACCCGAAUAUGGGAUUGGAUUGUUUUCUAUCCGGUCCCGGUCCGGUCUCGAUUCGGGCUAUAUAGUCCGGUGGGUGGGUUGGGUAGGUGACAAUAGAUAGUGGGUGGAUUUAGCGGUUUUGGCGGGUCAAAUUAUUUUUAAAUAAUUAUAUAAUACGAGUCAUAAAAUUUUGCAUAAACUAAUUGAAUAUCAAUUAUACAAAUUGAUAAAAUUGUUAGUUAUUAAACAUAGUUUAGUGCAUAAUCUAACAUCAAUUCUCUCAUUUGUGAACACAAAAUAUUUUAUUGAUAGUUAUCAUAUUUUAAAAUAAUUGAUUUUAUGUUAUUAGUCAAGUAAAAUCUAAAAAAGAUCAUUGUAGUUUGAUUGAAUCAAUUUUGAUUAAAGUUUUGAGAUAAGAAAAAAUGUGUUUUUAUUAUAGAAUGUGCAUUAAUGACUUAAUAUAUUAUGUGAUUUUGAGGUUAAUGACCAACCCCCACCCACCCAAAUUUAAUGGGUGACAAAAAUGAUGACUCACACCCAUCCACUACAUCCACCCAAACUUGUAAUGGGUAGGUUAUAAUCGGGUGGGUCUAGCGGUUGACCCACUCAUUGCCCAUCCCUAAGAACAACCAUCUUGUACCAAGCAUAGGCGUAAACAUUUCGUCUAAUAUUAAAUUUAUCUAAAAAAAUUAAAUAUGAUAAAAUAGUUUUUAUUAA